AGCUGCUUGGAGUGUCCUUGCUCCCAGUCCUCAUUUACUUCUGUUUUGCAUAAAUCCGAGCAUGGCAAGUGCGCUGUUUGCAUGAAAGUUUAGCUGCAACAAAGACAGAAGGCAAACCCGGGAGGAGGGGUGGAGCCACGGCGGAACUCAUAACACCGAAAGGCUUCUUCCCCAUCUCACUGCCAAGGUGCCGGGCUCCGCGGUCCGCAGGAACACCGACAGGCCAUGCGCAUGCUGGGACUCUGGACAAGUGACCACCGGGGGCUGUAAGAGGAAGAGCAUCUGGACAAAAAAGAAAAAAAAAAGGAAAAAGAUUUCCACUAUAGGACUUUGGAGAUUGGCCUGAUCGGAGCUGGCUGGCCCCAGAGCCCGAGGACAACUCUGAGCUGCAGACUCGAUGCUGCGGAGGAAACAUGACGCGUGACUCGGGCCUCUGAAGGAACGAUCAUCUGUGUACGCGCUUGGUGUGGACCGCACGGCCGGAGGAUGCAGCACCCGCUGGACAUGGGCGCGCAGUACUAUCCCCCCGACCUUCAGCCGGACCACCGGACUCACCGCUACAGGAGUUUCAUGAUAGAGGAAAUCCUGACGGAUCACCCGGAGCACAAGGCGUCGGCACCGGCCGGAGAGCUGCUUAAGUUUGGGGUGCAGGCUCUUCUGUCGGCCCGCCCUUUCCACAGUCAGCUGGUGCUUAAGGCCGAGCAGGCGAGCCUGCUCAAGUUCCCCCUGUCCCCGCUGUCCUGCCCGCUGGGCUCCCCGCUGCUGGCCGCCGCCCCGGGCCUGCAGGUCGGCCCCGCCGGCCACCACCUGCCGCUGGACCUGCACCUGCGCGGGAAGCUGGAGCACGGAGCCGACGGCGGCGGGAAGAGCAAGAAGGGCCGCCGGAGCCGCACCGUCUUCACCGAGCUGCAGCUCAUGGGCCUGGAGAAGCGCUUCGAGAAGCAGAAGUACCUCUCUACCCCGGACAGAAUAGAUUUGGCCGAGUCCCUGGGCCUCAGUCAGCUGCAAGUGAAAACCUGGUACCAGAACAGGAGGAUGAAAUGGAAGAAAAUUGUUCUACAGGGAGGAGGCCUGGAGUCCCCCACCAAGCCAAAAGGCCGACCAAAGAAGAACUCCAUCCCCAGCAGCGAGCAGCUCUCUGAGCAGGAGCAAUCUGCUGCCGAAGCAGACCGUCGGUCUGAAGGGUCAGGCUCUCACCUGGAGAACACACAGGAAGAGUGAUGUCAUUCAGCUGGACCUGCAGAACCGCUGGGAUGCCCAGUGUGCUUGGAGGAGAAUGCUUCCAGAGACCGGAUCUGCUCCAUGAAGCAGCUGUGUGUGUUUUUUCUCGCAUUCCCUCAUGAUGAACUUGCUGCUGCUCAGGAAGGAACUCAAACCUUUGCAGUAGGUCCAUUUUCCCCUUCUAAGGAUCCACUCUUACCCCUCUGUUUUGCAUUCCUUUUAUGUAACUUUGCUAUGUUUAAUAAUUAAAUAUAUUUUCAGUAAA
Messenger RNA from Fundulus heteroclitus (mummichog), 1486 nucleotides. It is a transcript of the gene barx1, whose product is annotated as BARX homeobox 1. Gene Ontology annotation, molecular function: RNA polymerase II transcription regulatory region sequence-specific DNA binding; DNA-binding transcription factor activity, RNA polymerase II-specific. Bases 487 to 1221 code for a protein of 244 amino acids. NCBI's taxonomy places the organism in Eukaryota, Metazoa, Chordata, Actinopteri, Cyprinodontiformes, Fundulidae. Gene Ontology annotation, cellular component: nucleus. The record is from RefSeq and is a predicted model, not a curated record. Gene Ontology annotation, biological process: regulation of transcription by RNA polymerase II. The transcript has 4 exons.